UUUCCUCUUAAAUUUCUUUGAAUUUCAUCAAACUUUUUCACACAUAUAAUACCAAUGGCAACCAAAAGAUUCUUUGAUGACUUUGUUGAUCCUGACUCCAAUCAACCAAAUUACAAACGUCUAAGAAAAACACCUUCUUUUGCUUCUGUGAUUAAAGAAGUGGUGAUGGUGAAUUUCUUAGAUAACUUUUGUUCAGCCUUGGAACCCAUGCUCCGAAAAGUGGUGCAUGAAGAGGUUGAAAGUGGACUAAGAAGAUGUUCUAGAUCAAUAGGAAGAUCACCUUCAUUAAGAAUCAAAACACUUGAACCAUCAAACCUACGUUUAAUAUUCAACAAAAAACUUUCUCUACCAAUUUUCACCAAUAGCAAAAUUAUGGAUUCAGAUGGUCAAUACCCUCUCCAGCUCCUACUUGUAGACGCGACUGGUGAUUGCCUAGUUCCAACCACCUUAGCUACCCCGAUUAAAAUCGAGAUCGUGGUGCUAGAUGGAGACUUUCCUAGUGGAGAAAAUUGGACACAUGAAGAGUUCAAUAAGAAUAUAGUUAAAGAAAGGGCAGGAAAAAGACCUUUGGUUACUGGUGAACUUAAUAUUACUAUGAGAGAUGGUGUUGCUUCUCUUGGUGAUCUUGAAUUUACUGAUAAUUCUAGUUGGAUUCGAAGCCGGAGAUUUCGUAUCGGUGCAAAAGUGGUUCACAUAGGAAAUGGUCAAAAUUCGAUACGAAUAAUGGAAGCCAUGACUGAUUCUUUUAUGGUUAAAGAUCAUCGCGGAGAAUUGUAUAAGAAGCAUUAUCCACCAGCAUUAGGAGAUGAUGUGUGGCGUCUUGAAAAAAUUGGAAAAGAUGGAACUUUUCACAAGAAGCUAACUUCACAUGGCAUAAAGACAGUACAAGAUUUUCUCAAGUUGGCCAAUAUUGACCCACAUAAAAUAAGAAGGAUACUUGGAAAUGGAAUGUCGGAGAAAAUGUGGGAAGUAACAUAUAGACAUGCAAAAACUUGUGAGAUGGGAACUAAAUCAUACAUAGCUAGAGGACCAAACUACAUUCUUAUCCUCAAUCCAAUAUGUCAAGUUAUUAGAGCAAUUAUUAAUGGACAAAUUUGUCAUAGUAGAGAAUUAAGAGGAAUUCAAAGGUCUUAUAUUGAGAAUUUGGUGAGGAAUGCCUUCACAAAUUGGAGUUCUUUAGAAGAAGUUGAUGGUGGCCUGCAAGUCAAUGAACCUACAGCUUUACUCACUGAAGGAGAACGAGUGGUGCAUCAUCAAAAUGCCUAUCCUAGGAGUGCACUUUUGACUGCAGCAGGUGGAUCAAUUGAGUGUAGUGAUUGGAUUGUUAACCAAGCACACAUUUGCUUACCUAUUGAAUCUUCUUCUGAAGAGGAAUUACAUUAUUUAUGAACUUUUAAGGAAAAUAAAAGAUUAAGGGUAUCACAAAGGAAUGAAUUUUAUGAUCACGUUGACUUCGUGAGUAAAUGAAAUGAUAUGAACAGUGAAAAUUCAUAUAAAAUGUCUUGAUUUGUUUGUUAUUGAAGCGUAAUUGCUUGUUGUUUAUGUACAUAUACAAAUUAUGUAUCCAAUCCAUAAAGAGGGGCAAAAAGUGUAGUAGUUGUGCCGCCCAUUUGUGAAAGGAUGUGUGGUUUGCACAAUAUCAAAGUUGGUUCUUUGUU
Messenger RNA from Solanum stenotomum, 1658 nucleotides. Its product is annotated as protein SAR DEFICIENT 1-like. Gene Ontology annotation, cellular component: nucleus. Bases 55 to 1389 code for a protein of 444 amino acids. Gene Ontology annotation, molecular function: calmodulin binding; DNA-binding transcription factor activity; sequence-specific DNA binding. Gene Ontology annotation, biological process: regulation of salicylic acid biosynthetic process. The transcript is spliced from 7 exons. NCBI's taxonomy places the organism in Eukaryota, Viridiplantae, Streptophyta, Magnoliopsida, Solanales, Solanaceae. The record is from RefSeq and is a predicted model, not a curated record.